GUGCGAGUGUGUCAGUCGAUGGACGUCAGUGUUGCAGAAGCAUUUUAACGCGAACAAGAGGAAUUUUUAUUUUAUUGUGAAAUUUCUCCAAUUUUACACGAAUUUUGUGCAUUGAUACAGCAGAGAUUGUACCCAGGAUAGCACCAGCAUCAUGUGUGGGGGAUUCACGUGCUCCAAAAACAGCCUGAUUGCCCUCAAUGUGCUCUACAUUGUGGUGGGUAUCUUGCUGAUUAGCGUCGGUGUGUACGGCCGUGCAGCGUCCAUUGUCACAAAUCUUCCCAUUGUCGGUGGGAUUCUUGCCUGUGGAAUAAUCCUGCUGCUAAUCUCAAUACUCGGCCUCGUGGGAACGGUGAAGCACAACCAAGUGAUGCUCUUCUUUUACAUGAUUAUUCUAUUCCUGCUGUUCCUCGUUCAAUUCUCCAUUGCUUGCUCGUGCCUCGCAGUUAAUUCCACGCAGCAGAAGCAAUUGGCAGAGCAGGGAUGGAGCCGGGUGACGGAUUCCAUAAAGGAGGAAGUUCAGGAGACAUUCCUCUGCUGUGGAUUUAAUUCAACAGCAACAUCUGAUCAUCCUGCAUGUGAUAAAAUUACGCCAACUUGUUGCCCAGUCCCGGCCCCCGCUGAUUGUUCCUGCCCACCGUGUCUCUUUAAACUCGAGGAAACCAUUAAUAGUGCAUUUAAAACGUGCGGAGAACUUGGACUUGUCUUCAGUUUCACAGAGGUGCUGGCAGUGUUCUUAACAUGGCGCUACCGGAAUCAACACAAUCCGGAUGAUCUACCAGCAAGAGCUGUUUUUCCGCAACGCAACUAUCAAUAUUAGUUUCUUUUAAGCACACAUAAAAAUAGGCAAAAAAAAGACUUCAAUGGGUAAAAGGAGUUUUAGGAUAAAAGAAAAAAAAUAGUUUUAAAGAUUUAUCUCCGAAACUCUUCUAGUCGCAAUGAAAUUAUAUACAUAAAAUACGGUCACAUCAAUGUUUUUUUUUAAAGUCAAACACAUCCCAUUGAAGGUUCAUGAGGAAGAGAAAAUAGAGAGAAAAAAUCACCGACUGAUAACGAAAUGUUGAUUUGCGUUGCUCUUGAAAAUCAUAUCUCCUUCACGUACACACACUCACUAUACAAUAGUAAGAAUAGAUUUUAAAAAGAAAUGGGAUUUUUAUUGUAAAGUUUUUAUUUAAAUGUAAAAAAUUUCCUAAUUCUGCAUUUUUUUUAGAAUUUCUUUUUUAUAAAUUCAGUUUUCAGCAGAAAAAAGCAUAAUUUUUUGAAUGAAGUUAACGCCAAAGAUUUGAAAAAAGAAUCUAUAAAAGAAUAAAGAAAAUUUAUGAAUGAAGACUGAAGGGAAAUAUCUGUAAAUUCUUUUUGUUGCUCAACCUUUCAUUCUGGACAAUCAGCUUAUAGAAUUUUUGUUGCUUAUUUGGAUAAAUUGGAUAUUCUUGAAAUCCUUAUUUUGGAUGGGUGCGGAAUUUUAUUUUCACAAGGAGUUUAGUAAAGAAAAUCAUAAGAAUGAGAUAAAAGUUGGUCAAGAAAAUAAAUAAAAAAAGAGACGUUAAAGCGAUAAAAAAAAUUCUUUAAGAGAGUCGGAAGAACGUAAAAAGAGCAAUAAACUCAUAAAAUUAAGAACAGAAUGGCUAAAUAAGAUACAAAAGUCUUAAACCGUCUAAAGAUGAAAGUUUGUCUUAAUCAAGUUUAUUAGUUUCAAAAACUAUUAAACAACCAACGUAUUUUAAUUAUUUUACUCAAAAAAAGACGAUCAAAAAAUUUAAAUAUUAUGGGGCUUAGACUAUUUGGUUUAGGUAACCAAAUUGGGUUAGAAAGGAGUUUUCAUUUUCUUCUUUGACAUGUUUACUUGGACGUUCUUAAAAGGAACCAACAAAAUUAAAAUAUUAUUCUUCUUAUUCCUUUUAAAUUAAAUUCGUAACAUAAAAGAAAUUCAAAAUUUAAUGAAAUUUCUUUGAAAAAUAAGUUUCUGAGUUAACUAUAGUUCAAGUCUCAAGCUAAUUUGUUUAAGAAAGAACUAAGUUACCCUUAUUGUUUUAAUUAAAGACUUAAAUUUAUUUUAACAGUGUAGUACCGCUGGUACUAACUGUCAUGGUAUAGAACAGAUUGGCUUAUGAGUGUGGGGUUGGCGGGAGUCUUAAGGUGACUCUCUCUCCCAACCACCCUAGUACGGUUGGCUCAGUUGCUCGUGGGCCAUGGAGUCGUACGGACGGACUCACCCCCAUAAGUCUGAAUCGUAGUACCUGGCUAUGACAAUUGGUAUCUCAUUGUCAGGUAUUUUACAAUUCAGAAGUGGGAUCAGCCCAAAUAACGUUCGCGGAAGUGGAACGCGUGAAAAAGUAAGUGAUUUGCGCAAGAAUCACGAGUGAAAAUUUCAUGGCGUCAUUUUGACGUCACGUGGUGAAAUUCGCGGAAAAAGUCCACCGUUUUGGGACUUCGCGGCGUAAAAAUCGCGUUGUAGCACCCGUGAGUGCUAAAUAAUAGUUCCCUGUCGUGAAAAAUUAGUAAAAUGCGGGGAAAACACGCCGAAAAAUCCGUGAAAGUUUCGAGGAAAAAGUGACAUUUCGGCAUUUUCGACGUUUGAUAGUCGCGGAAUUCAUGCGAAAAAAGUCCUUCGUGGGGCUUUUCCGGGGCAUGGGGACGUUGUGUCGUGGUUUCCUUCGAUGCGAAAAACGUUUUCGCAGAGGAAAGUGUCGCGAAUUUAAAGAAAAUGCGUCAUUUGAGGACGUUUGAGACGCAAAAAAAGUGUCGCGUGUGCGGUUCAUGAGAGGGAGCAGGCGCAUAAGAAUGUGUGUGUGCGGCAGCGACGGAGAUCAACUCAGCAUGAUCGUCACGGAGAGCGAGAGCGCGCACACACACACACACACACCAACGAAGCUCUCGGCGAUGCAGCGAGUCUCGCACGCCGAGGACGAUGCGGCAUGUGUGUCGCGGAGAGUGGUGAGAGCUCCAAGGCGUACAUCGUGAAUCAUGACGCAGAGACACACACACACACAUCAGCGAAGUCAACAUCAUGCAGCGGCCUGACACGCUGAAGAUGCGGUGAAAAGGAGCGUAUGCAGUAAUGCAUGCGGAGUAUAGGAAGGAAAAUCGCAAGUAUUUUCUUUUAGAUUGGAGAGUGGUAUUCUCCAAAUUGGUUGUCCUGAUAUUAUUGAAUUUUAUUUCAAUGUUUAACCCUGAAAAGCGCUUUUCAACCCCCUGAUAUUCUCUUAAUGAUGAAAAUUAUGUUAUGAAUUGUGUAACAUGUUAAAUUUAAGAGAAUGAUACCUGUAAGAUUUCCUUACAGGAUUUAGGGAAUAAAAUAUGAAAAUUAUUCCUUGUUUAAUUUGUUUGGUAUGAGACUGAGUGGAGAAAUCAUCUUUCAGAUGAAACCACAGUCUCGAGUGGCAUAGACAUUAUGUAGGAAAAGGUUGAAAUUUUCAUGGAAAUUUCAUGAAAUUUGAAAUGAUGAAAAAAAAAAAAAGGAUUUUGAUGAAAAUUUCAAGGGCUUAAAUUCUUAGGCAACUUAACAUAAAUUGCAAUUUUCUUUCAGCAAAAAAAAGAUGAAAUAAAAAGAGAAACUUGUUGUUUUAUUUCUGCGGUGUAAAAUGUAUUGUUUUACAUGUUGGGGCUGAAAGAUUGCAUAAGAAUUGGAAAUUAAAUUUCAUUAUGGUUGAAAAUUUCAUAAGGAAUUUAAAAAUUUCACUGAAUCUGAAAAAAAAGUAAAUAAAUUCGGAUUUCACAUUAUUGAAAGUUUAAUUAAUUUGAUGAAUAUUUGAAGUAUUAGUAAAUCAAGGAAAAGUUCCUUGUGGCCUUACAAUAAGGAAUAAUAAAAAUUAUUAGAAAUUUCAUUAAGAGUGCUGAAAUUUUCUGAAAUGAAUUUGAGAAGAAUUUUCCAAGAAAAUGAAAAUGGAUUGAAAUUUUCCAAAUUGGAAAAUAUAUUGAAAUUUUCUUGAAAUUGAAUGUAAUGAUAUUUCAGAAAAUUAGAAAUGAAGAAAAUUUUAUGAAAAUGAAAAUUUAAUAAAAUUUUAUGAAAAUGAAAAUUUAAUAAAAUUUUAUGAAAAUGAAAAUUUAAUAAAAUUUUAUGAAAAUGAAAAUUUAAUGAAAUUUUAAAGUAAUUAAAAAAAAAAUUAAUGAAAAAUUCUAAAGUUAAAGGCAGUGAAAAAAAAGUGAAUGAUAAAGAAUUUCCUGGAAAUUUAAAUUCAAGACAAUUGAAAUUUUUAAAAGAAUAUGGAUGAAUAAAAGAUUUGUAGCCCAAUUCUUAUGCAUCAUGAAGAUUAAGGAAAAAUCGGUUAUUAUUUUCGGGAAGUAUGUCCGCUUAGAAAAAGUUUUGAAAAUUCCCGAAUUAAAAAAAGUGUCAUUUUGAAUGUUGUUGCAAUGUCAGUUUACUAUUUUCUAUAUUUUCACGAAUGUUCAGUGAAAGUAUGAAAAGUGAAAAAUGGUGAUGAUGUUGUGACAAGAAAAUACUGCAAGGUGAAGGAUUUAAGUGAAACCUUCAGCAGCAGUAGUGGUCACAUGGAAUCCAUAUUGAAUAUGGUCAUCACGGUGCAACCGACAAGAGAAAUUGAAACGCAAUCACGAGAAAGGAUUGUUUGGAGAAGGGAAGUCAAAAUUGCGGACAGAUCUCAAAUAAUCGUCAAGAGACCAGUUGGAUUCUUCUUGAAAAAAAAGGGGGAAGAGUUGAGGAAUUUGGUCGUUAGGAAUGAGACAAUAGGGCAUUUCAGGAGUUGUGCAGAGAGAGUGCCACGGAUCUUGGCACAGCCAAGGAUGGUCUCAAGAAAACUUGAAAAAUGAAUAAGGAAUCAAAUGCAGCAGCAAUUGGAGUAGUGAGGAUAUGAGAAUUCAAGCGGAAGAUGACUCAUACAGCGAAGUUUGAAGAAACUACCCAGAGCUGUUGCCUUGGAUGUUGAGAGGUGAAGACUACUCCUAGUCGGCUGAGAGUAUAACUCUUGAUGACGUCUGAAGCGGAAUAGGUUGGACGUAAGAGAACAACGAGCUUUUCAAAAGAAUGAAAAAAAAAUCAGUUCUCUGAUUCCGCGUUUUCCAGGAGUCUGUAAGACAAUAUUCCGAAGGUAUUUCUUGGGGACGUGAUGGUCAAAGUUAUGCUCGCUCAGUGAGAGAGCAUAUGGAGGGACCAUUUGGGAAAAUCCUUUUAAGGAUCAAUGGAGAACGAUUGUAGUAGAACAUUGGUUGAAGGGUUGAACCUUGAGAGCUGCUGAGUAUCCACUGAAACAACGAUGAGAAAUACCGAGGUGAAGAAGUCUUCUGUCAUGAGGAUAGGCUCCUGGAAGGAAAUUCAGGACAGUCUAAGGCUGUUAUGUGAAAAGUUGUUGACGAAUAAGGAUUCCAGAAUCUUCAUGGUUCCUCAUUAAGGAUUAACGUCUCGGGUCAGGAUGAUUGAACAAACCGAAGGAAAGUGAAGAUAUUCCAGAGAUUCUAUAAAGCGAUGAGAAUCGGAUGGUUUGUUGACAGUGUAGUCCGAGACAAAGGAAACAUGCCAGAGGUCGAAGAAUCAAGGAGGAAGAAAUCAAGAUUAUCGCUGUCCAAGUAAUACACUGCAAUAAAUUGGAGGGAGAGAUACGAUGCUGUCCUUAACCAUGGUGAUUGUUUACUAUGAAGAGUAUUGUUGUGAGCCAAGGUUGCGACCUAUUGUAAAUUAGGAAUUGGGUUGUAAAGUUGCGGAUUUAGCAAUGGAACAAUGAUGAUUGUUAUCCGCGAAAGGCUCAAAGGAAUCAAGGCAACACAGACAACGUAAAUCUUCUGAUUAAAUGGAGUCCUGCAAGACAACCUUCCGGAAGUAUUUCUUGACGGUGGAGUUAGGCAAAUGAGCGAGGUUGUAUUGGUCAAGAAAUGUGAUCUCUGAAAACAUGGAGGGACCAUUGGAAAUCUCUUGUAGAAUAAUAAUGAAGAAUAGCUACAGAGGCAAGUGAAUCUUCUGUCAAGAGAAUUCCAGAAAAGGGUAUUCGCAUAGUAUAAGCCUACACCGUGGAAGGAUGUUUUAUAAGACACUGACGAAGAAGGAUCGGGAGAUCUUAGUAAUUCUUCGGUAAGGAUUCCUACAUCUCAAGUGACAACAUACCAUAAAAAAGGAGGGAAAUGCUAAGGACUCCUUGAAGUAAUGAGAAUGAACAGGGUUGGUUGUUAAUUCAAGGUUGAGGUGGCAUGAACCUUCAGUUAGUUAGAGGAGGAAUCAAUGAGGAAGGGAAGUUCAGUGACUGCGUAAUGGUGCCGUAGAUGCCUAGUAUAAUAAGGGGCAAACAGCACAUAGGACCAAAAGUGUUAUCCAGUUGGAAGGAUGAAGUGAAUGGUGGAAGUUGUAAUCCAUGAAGGGCUCAAGAAGGAAGUUAUGGCUAACAACUCCCAAAACUGGAUAUAUACAGAAGCAGUAUGAGUAGCUUCUGGUAGGAAGUUCAGUAGAAUUGGAUAUCGAAGUGUACAAGUUCAUGAUGGAACAUCUGAGCAAGGCUGCAGAACUGAAAGAGGAAGUUCUUGAAGGCAGAAAGUACACUUAUGGAUGCCACGAUCCUUCUGAAAAGGUAGAUGAAGGAUGUGUCCGAAACGGAGUGUAGCGGCAAGAAUCAAUUAUGCCUGUCUGAUGGAAGAUUCACUUAAUAAUAGUGCCACGGCACGUAAGAAUCUAGGUAUGGGAGGAAUCUUGAGAAGUUCUGCAAAGAUGCACUGGCAUUUCAGAAUAAAAAGUAACGCAGACAGGAAGUCGUCGGGAAGGUCCAAAAGGAAGCAGAAAUCCACUCCGGGAUAAAUCAGAGAAUCUGGGCAGCUGUGAUUAAACAAUGGCAAAUAGAAGUGCGGAAAGUUGGCCAGAUUCAGCAGUCUUCAGAGUGAUAAGCUGGAAUCCCCGGAUACGCCUACAGAAAUCAGCGGUUCCACAAGGUCGAGGUAUGCCGAGAGGCAUAAGGAAUUAUAGCGUGGCAAGGUGGCAAAAGCUGACAAGAGGUGUAAUGUGAUGAGCGAUAAUCCUCCGCGAGUAGAUAGAUGUUACUGAAGCACUAGAUACCUGAGAAGAAGGAAGUCUUCUGCUUUUAUUGUUUUUGUGUACAAUAGGGUAUCGAAAGAAAAGAGAGUGAUGUGCUUGUGUACAUGGAGGAGUGGCUUCACUGUGAAGUAUAAAAUCAAUGCUUGAAAUGUGAGUGAAACUGAUAAGUGGCUUUGGGCCAUAAGUAUAGAUUCUCUUCUGAGUAAUGCUUCAUAGCAUUUGAGGAUACCUGGACAAAAAGAAGUUCUCUGGAACUAUAGUUUCACAUAGUGAGGUAUCAGGAGAAGAGAAGUGUGCCUAUGCACAUGGAAGAGCCAUUCACUCUGUUUAUGUGAUCAGUAGAAAUACUGUGAUAAACUGGCUCUUCAAGUAUCCAUAGAACCAUUAUGAUGAGGCAAGGUACCAACGUGAUGUCUCAAUAGAUAUGGUAGAAUGGAUGAAUAGGAAUGUAGGUCUGGGCGAUCAAUGGACGCAUUGUAAGCUAGACAAGACAUUCAGGUCAUGUAUCUAUGCAACCAGUUAAUACUAAAGACAACAUUCAUGAGUCUUCGUUGAUCGGAUGAUAUUGAGAGAUGUAUAUCCUUGGAUAUGUGUAUAAUCAAUUGGUCAUUCCGUGAUGUAGACAAAAUCAUGAGUCUGUGAGUACAUGAUACUGGUGUAGAUAAAGCAUGACGAAUAGGUUUUCGCGGAGAGGCAUCAUGCUUGCAUGGUGGGCCUGUUACGUUGAAAACCUGAAAUGUCGUAUUGAUUAACAUCAAUCCAAGGUUAAGGUCCAAGGUUCUUGAUAGUUAGUCAUACGGCGAAUGGUUUCUCGGAGACACUAGUCUCUAUGGAACGAGCUUAUGGUUCCUGGAACUGUAUAAGCUAAGUCUAGACAUAUGUUCCAUGAGAAACAAGUAACAUGGCGAAUGCUGUGUUGAGAGAACCUUCUGUAGGUUCAUGGGUGUGAUGAUUUUGUGUCACGUGCACUGGCGUACUAAAUCAAACAGAACCCUUGUGUACUUGGGCUACCAGGUACGGUUCCAUUAGGAACAAUUUGAUAUGAUCUUUAGUUUGUGAAUAGAGUUGUUGUCUAAUACAGACUGGUACUCUAUACACAGGACCGCAGUUGUUAUCGCAUUCAUUGCGAAGUAUACUGGUCGAAGAUCACGGGAAAAUUCGGUCAAUCUGUCUUGCUUUUCCUAGCUUGUGCCGAGGACGUCACAAAAGUCAGGAAUGGCCGAAUGUAGUACCGCUGGUACUAACUGUCAUGGUAUAGAACAGAUUGGCUUAUGAGUGUGGGGUUGGCGGGAGUCUUAAGGUGACUCUCUCUCCCAACCACCCUAGUACGGUUGGCUCAGUUGCUCGUGGGCCAUGGAGUCGUACGGACGGACUCACCCCCAUAAGUCUGAAUCGUAGUACCUGGCUAUGACAAUUGGUAUCUCAUUGUCAGGUAUUUUACAACAGAUCCUAAUUAAAUGAUUAAAAGAAAUCGAUCUUAAAACAAUAAUUAAAUUCCAGAUUUGUCAGGCAUUUAAUUUUAUUUGAGCUUAGAGAAAUAAAUAUUAAUUUUUCAAGAAAAGCUUCUUUUUCAAAAAACGAUUAAGGAAAACUCUCAGAUAGAUCAGUUACUAAAACCUCUAAUGGCAGCUUCCUUUAAGUUUUGAUUUAAAAAAUUUUAAAGGAACCGAUUUAGUUUCUUCUCCAAAUUCAGUGUUAGUUGGGUUAGUUAAAAUUGGUGAAAAAUUUUAUCAAUGUGACGAAAGUCAAUUAAAAUAAAAAAAAAAAAACAAUUCUUCAAGAAAAAAUAUUAUUUCAAAAGAAAUCUAAUUUGAGGAUUCAGCUUAAUUUUCUUCACAUAAAGAUUUUUUUUUUGAAAUUAGAUUAAUUCCUAUUAUAAAAUCUCUGCGAUACUAUUUCUCGCACCCAUCUGCAUUAUGUGUUUUUGCAGCAAAAGACAUUUUCUGUGUUAAUUGAUACCUUUGUGUUUGUUUACGUAGAAGUUUAGAAUUAAGCAAAUCAAUAUUAUAUAAAUUUUAAAGAGUGAUUUGCAAUGUAGAAGUUCUCGUAGAAUUUUACUUAUAGAAAUGAUAUUUUAAUUAUAUUAUACAACACCUUUACUAUAUAUAAUUACCUAUCUUUAAUUAUGUCCCAAAGUAUAUUUUUGUAUAAAUAAUAUAUAUGGUAACAAAGCUUCUCCUGUAUUUUUGUCAAUGAAUAAAAGCGCUGAUCAUUUUUUUGGUGUAAUGCUUGUGAAA
Lutzomyia longipalpis is the source of this 9201-nucleotide messenger RNA. It is a transcript of the gene Tsp97E, whose product is annotated as tetraspanin-13. Bases 152 to 817 code for a protein of 221 amino acids. Gene Ontology annotation, cellular component: membrane. The record is from RefSeq and is a predicted model, not a curated record. The transcript is spliced from 5 exons. NCBI's taxonomy places the organism in Eukaryota, Metazoa, Arthropoda, Insecta, Diptera, Psychodidae.